CGUCACUGGAAUUCGCAUGAUACUUUGGCCAUAUGAGGCUGUUUUUGUUGAUUUUACUUUUAACGGCAUAUUCGCGCGAGGAUGUGUUACAAAUGGAUAGUAGUAACAUUGAAGAAGCAUUAAAGAGGGAGUUGGUUCUUGUAAAUUUCUAUGCCGAUUGGUGCCGAUUUUCACAACAAUUAAAGCCAACCUUUUUGCAAGCAAGCGAUAGACUUAAGGAUAAACCUGAAGUUUUAUUUGCUGCAGUAGAUUGUGAUAAAGAACCAAGUAUUGCUCAUAAAUUUAACGUGAAUAAAUACCCAACGAUUAAACUUUUUCGACAUGGAGAUCUCAUAAAAAAGGAAUACAGAUCUCAACGAUCUGCUGAGGCCAUUGAAGCAUUUAUUCGUAAACAAUUGGAGUCUCCAGUGCAAUUAUUCAAUUCUGAAGAAGAAUUGUCAUCUAGAAUUGAAAGCGCCAAACGCAAUGUAAUUGCCUAUAUUCUCGAUGACCAAGUACAACCUUUACAUUCAAAUUAUUACAAGUCAGCUUCAUCUCUUCGUGAAGAUUGUGGGUUUUGGCUUGGUUCUGGUGAUUGGAUUUUGCAGCGGGAAGAACAAAUGCAUAGGAAUGCAACAAUUUAUUUUCGCGAACCAAAUGGAAAUUUUGAAUACACUGGUCCAUCGGAUGAUUAUGAUUAUCUUAAAAAUUGGUUAACAGACAAAUGUGUCCCGUUGGUUAGAGAAAUAACUUUUGAGAAUGCAGAAGAGUUAACAGAAGAAGGGCUUCCAUUUUUGAUUCUCUUCCGUCAAAGCGAUGAUAUUGAAUCAGAAAAGCUAUUUAAUUCUAUUGUAACAAAAGAAUUGUUUGAUCAAAAAAAUUCAAUAAAUUUUUUGGUUGCUGACGGAAAAAGAUUUGCACAUCCACUUCAACAUUUGGGGAAAUCUGAAAAAGAUUUGCCAUUAAUUGCUAUAGAUUCAUUUAGACAUAUGUAUUUAUUUUCGAAUUUUAAACAGCUUGGCGAGCAAGGCAAAUUACGUCAAUUUGUUUUGGAUUUAAAUUCUGGGAAACUUCAUCGUGAAUUUCAUCAAGGACCAGAUACUACACCAGAAUCGCCUUCUGAUGGAAAAAUAACUCAACCACCAUCUUCUGUCUUUAAACAGCUUAAACCUGCGGAGACUCGGUUUACUUUUUAUUUUAUAAUCCCUAAUAAAGGAUAUUUAUUUAAGUUACUCUUUUUCGGACAAGACAGAGCUUUAAAUUUGUUGGCUUUAACUAUAUUGCAGGGAUCGAGUUUUUUUAAUUUUCUUUUUUGGAAUAUGUCUGGACUAUUCAUUGAUUUAUCAAGAAAAGUUUUCUCUUAA
Meloidogyne enterolobii is the source of this 1343-nucleotide messenger RNA. The record is from the annotation of a GenBank genome assembly. NCBI's taxonomy places the organism in Eukaryota, Metazoa, Nematoda, Chromadorea, Rhabditida, Meloidogynidae.